Messenger RNA from Colletotrichum godetiae, 2100 nucleotides. RefSeq names its product major facilitator superfamily domain-containing protein. Gene Ontology annotation, biological process: transmembrane transport. Gene Ontology annotation, cellular component: membrane. The record is from RefSeq and is a predicted model, not a curated record. The coding region runs from base 361 to 1938 and encodes 525 amino acids. Lineage: Eukaryota; Fungi; Ascomycota; Sordariomycetes; Glomerellales; Glomerellaceae. Gene Ontology annotation, molecular function: transmembrane transporter activity. The transcript is spliced from 3 exons.
ACACGAACCAUUCUGCACCUAUUUUGCCGCCGGCAUGUUACUAAGUGGAAGAGGGGCUGGUGAGUGGAAGAAAUCACCCGAGCGAGAUAAGACCAUUGAGGAAAAAACGUGGAAUUGCCGAUGGUCGGAUCUACUCCGAUGAACGAGACCCACACGCUCCAAUGACUCCAGCCCGCGGGCCUUCACUUCAACGUUCCAUUGAUAAAAGAAGUCGAUGGCUCCCAACAGCCUCAAGAGGGUGAGAAAACUUUCUUUUCCGGAUCCUCGUGCUAGGAAAUUAAGACGAACCCAAGAACCUGGGACUCGGUAAACCCACAAGUUCACUCCAGUUUUCCAACAACCCUCUCACCUUACUCCGAAAUGACACCCACCGAAAACCCGGGCUCCGACCCGGAGAAGCGGGUCCACACGGACAUUCUCCCCUCCACCACCGGCCCCUCCCCCCUCGAAGACGACCCCGUCUCCCAAAAACACCACAUCACCGACGAAACCGGCGCCCUCGCCGCCUCAGCCCUCACCUCCGCGCCGCUCGACGCCUCCGAAUCCCGCUCUAUCCUCACCAAACUCGACCGCCGCAUCCUCCCCUUCCUCUGCAUCACCUACGCCCUCCAAUUCAUCGACAAGACUUCGUUGGGGUACAGCUCCGUCUACGGCAUCAUCAAGGACAACAAGCUCGUCGGGCAGCAGUACAGCUGGGCCAGCUCCAUCUUCUACUUUGGCUACCUCGUAGCAGAGUACCCCGGCGUCGCCGUCCUGCAGCGGUUCCCCGUGGCCAAGUUUCUGGGCGUGAAUAUCGUGCUGUGGGGUAUGAUUCUCAUGACCACCGCGGCGUGUAGUUCCUUUGCGGGGCUGGCAUCCGUGAGGUUCCUGCUGGGCGUGACGGAGGCGACGAUUUCGCCUGGGUUCGUGGCCGUCACGGGGAUGUGGUGGACGCGACAGGAACAGGCUGGUCGCUCGGCGCUGUGGGUGUCGUUCCUUGGCGUCGGGAGCUUUGUCGGGACGUUGCUCGCAUACGGCAUCGGGCAUAUUACGGGCUCGCUGUCGCCGUGGAAGUACAUCUUUCUGAUUCUGGGCGCCAUCACCGUCAUCUGGGGCGUUAUCUUUACGAUUUUCGUGCCGGAUGGGCCGGCCAAGGUGACGUGGUUGACGGAGAGGGAGAGGGUCGUGGCUGUGCAGCGCGUGGCGGAGAAUCAGACUGGUACGGGCCGGAGCAGGACGUUUGUUAAAGCGCAGGUGCUUGAGGCGGCGAGGGACCCGGCCGUCAUCAUCUUGGGUUUGAUUUCGUUUGUUAAUGCGAUUGCAUCGGGUGGAUUGGCGUUCGGGUCGUUGAUUAUUCAGGGGCUUGGGUUCAGUCCGCUUAACACGACGCUUAUGAACUUGCCGCUUUCUACUGUGCAGGUUGUCACGCAGCUGGGGGCCGGUCUCUUGAGCAGCAAGAUUAAGAGUUCUAGGUUGCACGUCGGUACCGUUGCCAUGAUCCCGCCGAUCAUCGGAACCUGCCUCAUCAACCAACUCCACGCAGACAACAAAUGGGGCCGCCUCGUCGGCGUCUGGCUGCUGGGCUCCUACCCCGUCGGCUUCAUGGUCAUCCUUGGUCUGCUCUCGACCAACAUCGCCGGCAGCACGAAGCGCUCCGUCGCCUCGGGCUGGGUUUUCGUGUGCUACUGCGUCGGGCAGAUUGCCGGCCCGCAGUUCUUCAAGAGCACCGAGGCGCCGGCAUAUCACAGCGGUAUCGUGGCCAUGCUGUGCGGGUUUAUUCUCAACCUGGUCUUGAACCAGAUUCUGCGGUUCAUCUAUGUCUUGGAGAAUAAGAAGCGCGAUCGGAUGCUGGAGGGUAAGUCUGAGGAGGAAGUGAAGGAGAUGCAACGGGAGGGCGAGGUGCUUGGGUUCGAGGAUGUGACGGAUAAAGCUAACCCCAUGUUCCGAUAUGUUCUUUGAGCAAGAAUGACCGACCAGGUCUAAAUGGCCGAGGGGAUCUCAUGUUGAAGUGUCACAUGAGGGGUUCGCUAGGUGCGGUACAAGAGUAUUCCAAGCCGAACUUUUCUUUGUCUAAUCAUAAAGUCUUGAUAUUUAAACCCUCAGAAAGAAUUCCACACGGAG